This is a messenger RNA of Acanthochromis polyacanthus (spiny chromis), 4582 nucleotides long. Its product is annotated as protein NLRC3-like. The record is from RefSeq and is a predicted model, not a curated record. Gene Ontology annotation, molecular function: protein binding. The transcript is spliced from 12 exons. Lineage: Eukaryota; Metazoa; Chordata; Actinopteri; Pomacentridae. The coding region runs from base 40 to 3723 and encodes 1227 amino acids.
AUCACUGUGUUCUUUAGUGUUCUUUAGCGUUCAGUCGGUAUGGAUCUGGGUCUGAAAAUCAACUCCACUGAACCCAGAUGUGUGUCUGUGAAGAGCAACUUCUCCAUGGACGAACCUUUAACAUUCAAAGAUGGAACGUUUUCUACAGAGCAGAGAGUCCUGGAGGAGAGACCAGCUGUAUCCAGAUGUGUGUCUAUGAAGAGCAACCAGUCCAUGCGUACACCCUUAAUGUUCGAAGAUGGAGCUUUUUCAACAGAGCAGAGUGUCCAGCAGGAGAGACCAGAUGUUCCUGUAUCCAGCUGUGUGUCUCUGAAAAGCAACCAGUCCAAAUGUGAAGCCAUAAUGUUUAAAGAUGGAGAUUUCUUCACAGAUAAGAGAGUCCAGCAGGAGAGUCCAGAUGUUCCUGUAUCCAGCUGUGUGUCUCUGAAAAGCAACCAGUCCAAAUGUGAAGCCAUAAUGUUUAAAGAUGGAGAUGUUUUCACAGAUAAGAGGGAGAGUUCUGACGUUGCUGCUGGUUCCUCCAACGAUGAGCAUGAUGAAGCAGAUCAAGCCUCCAUAUUCAUGCUGCUUAAGGAGCACAUUUACACCUUUGUCAAGACUGAGCUGAGGAGGUUCCAGGAAGUUCUUAGACCAGAUUACCCGGAGUGCUUACAAGAACAGAAGAAGAAUGACGAGGAGGUAAACGGCGAAGAGGAAAAACGGAGGAAUAGCAGCAGAGAAGCGCUUCUGAAGAUCGCGCUGCACUUCUUAAGGAGCAUGAAGCAGGAGGAGAUGGCCGACCGUUUGCAGAGCAGAACUCUUGAUGCAAUGUGCCAAAACAAGCUCAAAACCAGUCUGAAAGAGAAGUUCCAGAGUUUAUAUGAAGGAAUCGCUAAAGCAGGAAAGCCAACACUUCUGAAUGACGUCUACACAGAGCUGUACAUCUCAGAGGGAGGGAGUGGAGAGGUCAAUGACGAACACGAGAUCAGGCAGAUUCAAACAGCCUCCAGAAAACAGUCCAGACCAGAACAUGUGAUUAAAUGUGACGACAUCUUUCAACCUUUGCCUGAUAAAGAUCAUCGACCAAUCAGAACAGUGCUGACUAAAGGAAUGGCCGGCAUCGGGAAAACCGUCUUAACCCAUAAGUUCAGUCUGGACUGGGCUGAAGACAAAACCAACCACAACAUUCAGUUCCUGUUUCCGUUCUCCUUCAGAGAGCUGAAUUUACUGAGUGGAAAAAAGUACAGCUUGACUGACCUUCUUCAUCUCUUCUUCACUGAGACCAGAGAAGCAGAAAUUUGCAGAUUUGAUCAGUCCCAGGUUGUGUUCAUCUUUGACGGUCUGGAUGAGUGUCGCCUUCCUCUGGACUUCCACAACAAUCAGAUCCUGGCUGAUGUGACCGAGGCCUCCACGGUGGAUGUGCUGCUGACAAACCUGAUCAGGGGGAGGCUGCUUCCUUCUGCUCGCCUCUGGAUAACCACACGGCCUGCAGCAGCCAAUCAGAUCCCUCCUGAGUUGGUUGACAUGGUGACAGAGGUCAGAGGCUUCACUGAUACCCAGAAGAACGAGUAUUUCAGGAAGAGAUUCAGAGAGGAGGAACAGAUGGACAAAAUCAUCUCCCAUGUGAAGGCAUCACGAAGCCUCCACAUCAUGUGUCACAUCCCAGUCUUCUGCUGGAUCACUGCUUCGGUUCUGGACCGUGUGUUGAGAGCAGACGAGAGAGGAGAGUUGCCCAAGACCCUGACUCAGAUGUACAUCCACUUCCUGGUGGUUCAGUCCAAAAUAGGAAAUGUUAGAUUUCGUGGAGCAUCUGAGACAGAUCCAGUCUGGAACCCUGAAACCUGCAAGAUGAUUCUGUCUCUGGGAAAACUGGCUUUUGAGCAGCUGCAGAAAGGAAACCUGAUCUUCUAUGAAUCAGACCUGAUAGAGUGCGGCAUCGAUAUCAGAGCAGCUUCACUGUACUCUGGAGUGUUCACAGAGAUCUUUAGAGAGGAGUGUGGGCUGCACCAGGACAAGGUGUUCUGCUUUGUGCAUCUGAGCUUCCACGAGUUUCUGGCUGCUCUGUACGUCUUCGUGACAUUCGUCAACUCUGGAGUCAACCUGAUGUCAGAGUCACGGUCGAUGUCCUGCUGGUCUCCACUGCUCAGGGAAAAAACAAAAAUCCACCUACUCUACCAAAGUGCUGUGGACAAGAUCAUAGAAAGUUCAAAUGGACACCUGGACUUGUUCCUUCGGUUCCUCUUGGGUUUCUCGCUGGAAACCAAUAAGAGCCUUUUACAAGGCCUGCUGACCCAAUCAGGAGGCAGCUUACAGAGCUACCAGGAAACAGUCAGAUACAUCAAGAGAAAGAUCAGGAAGAAUCCAUCUCCAGAGAGGUGCAUCAAUCUGUUCCACUGCCUGAAUGAGCUGAAUGAUCAUUCUCUGGUGGAGGAGAUCCAACAGUCCCUGAGUUCAGGAAGUCUGUCCACAAACAAACUGUCUCCUGCUCAGUGGUCAGCUCUGGUCUUCAUCCUCCUGUCAUCAGAAGAAGAUCUGGAUGUGUUUGACUUGAGGGAGUAUUCUGCUUCAGAGGAAGGUCUCUUGAAGCUGCUGCAGGUGGUCAAAGCCUCGAGGAUCUGCCUGUUGAAUGACUGUAAGCUGACGGAGAGAAGCUGUGAAGCUCUGGCCCGGGUUCUUACCUCCAAGUCCUCACGUCUGAGAGAGCUGGACCUGAGCAGCAAUGACCUGCAGGAUUCAGGAGUGGAAGAACUGUUUACUGGGCAGGGGAGUUCACACAGCAGACUGGAAACUCUACGGCUGAGCGGCUGUAACCUGUCAGAGAAAAGCUGUGAAACCGUGGCCUCAGUUCUCAGCUCUCCGUCCUCCAGUCUGAAGGGCCUGGACCUGAGCAACAACGACCUGCAGGAUUCAGGAGUCAAGCUGCUCGCCACCGGCCUCGCAAGUCCGCACUGCAGGCUGGAAACUUUACGGCUGUCAGGCUGCCUGAUCACAGAGGAAGGAUGUGCUGCUCUGGUCUCUGCUCUGACCACCAACCCCUCCUAUCUGAGAGAGCUGGACCUGAGCUACAACCAUCCAGGAGACUCAGGAGUGAACCUCCUGACGGCCGGACUCCAUGAUCCACAGUGGAGGCUGGACACUCUGUGUGUUGACCAUGGCGGCAGGCAUCACUUAAAACCCUUCAAGUACGCCUGUGAACUCACAUUGGACCCAAACACAGCCAACGUGAAGCUCUCUCUGACCGAAGACGACAGGAAGGUGACCGCAGUGACUGAAGAGCAGCUUUAUCCUGAACAUCCAGACAGGUUCAACCACUGGAAGCAGGUUCUGUGCAGAGAAGGUCUGAUCGGGCGCUGCUACUGGGAGGUGGACUGGAAAGGAUGGGUCAACAUAGGAGUGACCUACAGAGGAAUCAGGAGGAAAGGGCAGGACGACGACUGCUGUCUGGGAGAGAACAGCCAGUCCUGGGGUAUGUUCUGUUCAGGUAACGGUUACUCUGCCUGCCACAACAAGAGAACCACCGACGUUCGGGCUCCGUCUUCCUUCGACUCUGGCAGAGUGGCAGUUUAUCUGGACUGGCCUGCUGGCUCUCUGUCCUUCUACAGAGUCUAUUCAGACACUCUGAUCCACCUCCACACGUUCAACACCACAUUCACCGAACCUCUGCACCCUGCGUUCAGGUUCAGGUUAUCGUCUGCGUCCGGUGCUUCAGCGUCAUUGUGUCGGUCUGAGGAGGAAGGAUCGUAGAAAACAUUCAAUAGUUCUGACCUAACAAGUCCACACUAACAGAGCCUGAAUGUAUAUGUCUUUCCUGUUAAUCCAUUGUAGAUAUAUAUUUAGUCUUUCUGGUCUACGGUUGAUUCAAAUCCAGCGUCAGUUUCCUAAUGGUGCAGUGCAAAAACCUAAAAAAAAAAUACAUUUUAGGGUUGUUUCAGUGUAGAACAGCUCAACAACAAUUGUUUUUUGUUCAUAGACCUACAGUCAUGGAAAAAUUACUAGACCACCUUUGUUUUCUUCAAUUUCUUGGUAAUUUUAAUGUGGCAAGGAGCAUUGUCUUGUUGGAAAAUCCAGAAAUCCAGAGUUUUCCAGCUGAUGGAAGAAGACUGUUUUCAAGAGUAGCCCCAAACAUGACCUGGUUCAUUGUCCAUUUUCGUUGUUUUGCAUUUCGUUUUUGUCAUUUUCUAUCUUGUUUUUGUCGUCUCUCGUUUUUGUCGUUUUCUGUCUUGUUUUUGCCGUUUUGACAAUUUCUGAGUUGUGCUACGGCUUGAAUGUCAGCAGGAAACCACUCUAGACCUUUACAUGACAUGAAAUAAAAAUACAAUUUAGAAGUCAGUCAUUUAUCUACAACAGAUGCUAAUUUAUCUUCAUUUUUGUUGCUUAAUUGCUUUGUUUGAUUGGAGUAUAUCAAGGAAAAUGCACGUUUUAAGAUUCUAAUAAUAAUUAGAAAGUAAAAAUAUCAGAUCACCCAUAGCGGCCUUUUUUUCUUUGUAUUGUUGACAUUAAACUAUUAAACUAUUCCUAUAUUAUAUUUAAGUGUCACUAAAGGAGACACUUUUUAUUUCAAGAUUUCUGAGUAAUAUUGUUUUGUAACAUAAGUAAACAUAUA